This is a messenger RNA of Phytophthora sojae, 423 nucleotides long. RefSeq lists its product as hypothetical. Lineage: Eukaryota; Oomycota; Peronosporomycetes; Peronosporales; Peronosporaceae. The coding region runs from base 1 to 423 and encodes 140 amino acids. The transcript has 2 exons. The record is from RefSeq and is a predicted model, not a curated record.
AUGUACAAGGAAUUUGCUGUCGAUUUGAGCCACGCGCAGGCUGUUAAAGUCCUACAUGGCAAACCCGUUCGCUUGAGUCAUUCUCAAUUGAACAGAGGCCACACACAUUAUUUCCAUCCUGAAAACUACAAGAAGUUGGUAAAGGCAUACGAAGCGGGCAAAGGGACAACAUUACAUAUGUCUCACGGGGAAGUUCUACGAACACAUCAAUCAGGGCUUAGUGCUAGCGCUGCUUGGAACUUUCUCAAAACAAAUUGGAAGCCGAUCACUUCCGGACUUUUGGAUGGUAUUGCUACCGCGGCCGGACCUGAAGCUGCUCCAUUGCGUGGUUUGGUGAAGGAUGUGAGCGGUGUGGGAAUGGCUCCUCCCAUGACUCGUCGUCGCAGAGGAAUUGCCGCAAGUGGCAGUUUUCGACUUGGAUGA